This is a messenger RNA of Colias croceus (clouded yellow), 1514 nucleotides long. RefSeq names its product probable phenylalanine--tRNA ligase, mitochondrial (gene PheRS-m). Gene Ontology annotation, biological process: phenylalanyl-tRNA aminoacylation. The transcript has 3 exons. Lineage: Eukaryota; Metazoa; Arthropoda; Insecta; Lepidoptera; Pieridae. The record is from RefSeq and is a predicted model, not a curated record. Bases 168 to 1490 code for a protein of 440 amino acids. Gene Ontology annotation, cellular component: cytoplasm; mitochondrion. Gene Ontology annotation, molecular function: ATP binding; phenylalanine-tRNA ligase activity; tRNA binding.
GUCAAGUUGAGAUCUAGGUCUAAGUUAAGAAUUUUUAAUAAAAAUGUGUAAAUAUUAAAAAUAAAACUCUAAAAUAAUACAAAUUAUUACAGAACUGUUCAAAUAUACAUCAUUGAUGCCAUAAGUGACAUAAUUUGAACACAUCCUGGAGAAAAAAUAAAAGAACAAUGACGAUAAUUCUAACAAGAACGCGAAUAUUAUACACUUACCUUUUCAAGCCCAAUUUCAGUACAGCGGCCAAAUCUGUGGCCUCUAUUCAAAUAAACAAUAAAGAAUAUGCUACAGAUGAUUAUACAAAUGUUACGCCAAAAAUAAUAUCAUAUUUAAAUAGGAAUUUACACUUGCAAAAGGGCCAUCCACUGUCCAUGGUGCGGCAGCGAAUUGUGAAUUAUUUUUACUCAUCAUUUACGCAUGGAGGAAACCCAACAUUCAGUGUAUACGAUAACUUAUCACCGAUUGUCUCUACGAAGCAGAACUUUGAUGAUUUGCUUAUACCAAUUGACCAUGUUAGUAGGGCUAAGUCGGAUUGUUAUUACGUAAAUAAUUCUUUACUUCUGCGAGCUCACAUGACAGCACAUCAAAGUGAGUUGCUUCGGGCUGGUCUGGAUAACUUUCUCAUGAUUGGUGAUGUAUAUAGAAGGGAUGAAAUUGACUCUACACAUUUUCCAGUUUUUCAUCAGGUAGAUGCUGUACGAUCUCAACUUAAGGAACAAUUAUUUGAAAACCACCCUAAUCUAGAAAUAUUUGAAAAGUCAUUUACUGAUAACCCACAAACAUUUAAGAAUACAAUUGACGAUCCAACAAAACAGAGCUGCCAUACAUUAGAAGCCACUAAAUUGAUGGAAGCACAAUUAAAAAAUCAUCUAAUCGGUUUGGUAAAAGCACUAUUCGGAGAUGAUAUUAAACACAGAUGGGUUGACGAAUACUUUCCCUUCACGCAUCCUUCCUGGGAGCUAGAGAUCUUCUAUGAAAAUAAAUGGAUGGAAGUUCUAGGCUGUGGUAUUGUGCGAAAUGAAAUACUUGCCAAUGCCGGACCUAAUAAUAGCAUAGCAUACGCAUUUGGUCUAGGUUUGGAAAGACUGGCCAUGGCGCUAUACAAAAUACCAGACAUUCGGCUCAUGUGGAGUACCGAUUCCGGAUUUUUAAUGCAAUUUCAGGAUAAAGAGCUAAAUGCCAAGAUAUCAUAUAAACCGGUGUCUAUAUACCCUCAAUGUAGCAACGAUUUGUCAUUUUGGUUACCUCCUAAUUAUACUAUAGAUACUUUCAUGAGUAACGACUUUUAUGACUUGGUGAGGGAUGUUGGAGGUGAUAUUGUAGAACAGGUAAAACUGAAGGACAAAUUCAUACAUCCAAAGACAAAGAAGCAUAGCCUAUGUUACAGUAUUGUAUACAGGCAUUUAGAAAAAACUCUGACGCAAGCAGAAGUUAACCUCAUCCAUAAACAAAUAGAGAAAGCGGCAGAACAAACCUUUGGAGUUGUUACUAGAUAAUGUGUUAAUAAAUCAGUUGAUCUA